GUUUUUACUCCCCAACCAACCGAUCGGUAAAUGUAGCGGCGCCUCAGCAGAAAUCUGUUGUUAUUAUACUGUAUAUUAUUUGUCUUGAAGUCAAGUUUGCAUCACAAAAACAGGAAUUUGAGUUGCGUAUGACGUUGCAAAUCAUUAUUUCUGGAAAUACUCUUCUAUUACAUGAAUUCUGAAAACGCUAAUUUGAGCAGCAGUGGAGCGACUGCAUCUGGUGGCAUUGCAAUGUCCAAGCGGGGAGCUAUGAAGCUGCAGAUCCAACUUUUUUACAAGCAGUUGACUGAAGGUUGUGGAAAACAGCAUUGUACUAAUGAGAACUGUGCUUCGAACUCAUCCAACAAAAAACUAAGCUGUGAUGAGGCGGCUGCCCAAGCUAUUUUACUUGCAAAAAACAAAGUAGAGUUGUGCAAUGAUCAUCGAUCAAAGAUCGCGCGCACAGACAAUUUACGGAGUGACAUGAGAAUAUAUAAUAAUGGGCUUAGGGAAAAUGCUGAAGAAACACCAGCCACAACAUUAGAUAUUAUGAGUUCAACCCCCUUUACAAUGAAUCAUAUAACUCCUCAAACAACUGCAAGCGAUUCUUUUGAAGUAGUUCCACAAUGCGAAAACCGCCCAACCCCAGAUAGUGCAUAUGCUUCGGACACAUUGGGUGCGUUCUCUACGUCAGAAAAUGAACAAACUAGCACUGAUGUUGAAAAAAUGGAUGCGUGUGAUCUUGACUUACUUAGUGCAGAUGUGGGUUCUCCAAGCUCUUUUAUCUGCCCCUCUAAUCUUGGAGGAUUCAAUGAUGCAAUGCUAAAAGAGCUGCCUAAUGACAUGCAUGUAGAAGAACAUAGCAUACCUCUUCCACAAAGUUCCUCUUCUAAAAGAGGAGAAACAUCUGAUUUAAAAUGGCUUGGUGAACAAUGCCUUAAUUCCAAACUGGAGCAAAUAACUGUGUCAGUUGAACAGAAUGGACAAACUUCUGGAAAAGUACCAACUUGGUAUCAGUAUAGUCCAGAUUAUUGUACGUUAUGGAAAUACUGCACCACAAAACAAGCUUCCGUUGAAAGUAUGUGCUUACCACCACUGAAACAAGCAAUAUCCAACGUCUUUUCAAAUUCCAAACUCCUUAACAGUUUUGCUUUGAAACAUGAAAUCAAGGAUAGCUUAUUGAAAAGUGAUUUGUUGGCCAAGCAGUGGGAAUCUUCACCAAAAAUGACAGUUGGAAGUAGUGAUGUGUUUUCACCUACAGAGCUUCUUUCCAUAAGUGAUAUCAACAAUCCUGAUCUUGGUUUGGAAAUGUUUGUCAAGCAAACCGAAGACUCAAAGCAAGAACAGCCUACUUCUGCAGCAUGUGCAACGAACAAUUUGAAUUCUGCUGCACCAAAAACCAUCAAAACUGUGCCAUACAUGCCGACAGUGGACAUGACAUUUUUUCGGACACUUUUUGUUCAUAUUCUUGAAGACGAACAGCUACAGGAAGCGCUGAACGAAGCGGUAUCAAAACUUAUUCAUGAAGUAGAGAAGGAAGUGUCAAGGAACCCAAACCAAUACAAAACUGAUCCUAAUUAUUUAAACUUAAUAGUAAUAAUGCUUGAGUGUCCGCUUAUGCAGAGUCCUGAAUCACUAGAAGAAGUGUUUCCAACAUUACUUAAAAUUGUUGCCAAGUUACCGCUAGCAACACAAGUAGCGUUGGUGCAUCACUGGUCAAUGUAUGAUGGCAAUCAACUGAGAAACAUCAUUGAAACAAUUCAGCAGCUUAUUGCAUAUCAGGUUGCUAUGAAUUACAUGGACGAAACAGAUCGCGCUGCACACAAUGAUGAAACUAUUAUCAAUGCAUCAAAGGCUUUGAACAUCUUGUAUUUUUCCUCCAUACUCGGGGGAGAAGUGGAUUGUACUCGGGAUGAACAAGGAGCAGCCGCAUCAAAGUUGAUGCGAGAUGCUGCUCCUGCUGGGGAGGAUGACUUUCACAUUGGAGUGAUAGAUGCAGAUAAUGAAUUUGAGUUCCAGUGGGUAUCCGAUCUUGGAAAGGAACUUAAACUUGUGGGACUUGACUCCAUUGAACCACUAGUGCCACAAACCGAAUUUGUAAAUGAAGCUCUAAACGAUGUUAUAAAAAUAGACAAGGAUUAUGCAAAUUACCGGAUAAGCCAGCAAGGAACAAACAAAUAUUCUUUUCUACAUUAUCCAUUUCUACUGACAACUUUGAGCAAAACCACAUAUCUAUUUUACGACAAUCGUGUUCGCAUGUACAGUGAAAGAAGACGCACGCUUAUGUCCAGUUUGUUCUCUGGAUCUGCCAUCAAUCCUUUCUUGAAAAUCCAAGUGAGACGAGCUCAUAUCAUCAACGAUACUCUUGUGCAGUUGGAAAUGGCGACUGAAAAUUUAAAGAAUCUUCGAAAACAACUUUAUGUUGAGUUUGAUGGAGAAGAGGGGGCGGAUGAAGGGGGCGUGUCAAAGGAAUUCUUUGCUUUGAUGGUAGAAGAAAUUUUCAACCCUGCCAAUGGCACAUUCAUCUUGGUUGAAGAGAGCCAGUUGUUCUGGUUUAAUCCCGAGUCGUUUGAAGGGCAGAUGCAAUACAAGCUUAUUGGGAUUAUACUUGGCCUUGCAAUCUACAAUAAUUGUAUUCUUGACAUUAAAUUCCCUGCAUUCCUUUACAAGAAACUGCUUGGAAGGAGAGCAAAGUUUCGUGAUAUAAAGGAUAUUUACCCGGUGGUAUACAGAAGCUUAUGUGACAUCUUGAGUUAUUCUGGUAAUGUGGAGCAAGACAUGAUGCUUACUUUUCGAGUGGAAUACAGCGACAUAUACGGUUGCCCUCACACUCAUGAUCUGAAAAAGGAAGGAAAUAAAAUCCCUGUAACCAAUAGCAACCGACAGGAGUAUGUUGAUUUGUACAGUGAUUGGCUGUUAAACACAUCUGUCGAAGAACAAUUCAACGCUUUUCUUGGUGGUUUUGAACUUGUCCUAAGCAAAUCUCCACUGAAAUAUUUAUUCAAACCUAAAGAAGUGGAACUUUUGCUUUGUGGUAGUGAGCAUUAUGAUUUCAAAGAGCUGGAAGAUUCGGCAGAUUAUGAUGGAGGAUUCACACGAGAUUCACAAACUGUUAAAGAUUUCUGGUCUGUGGUUCAUGAGUUGAGUGAAGAGGAACAAAAAACGUUGUUACAAUUCUCAACGGGUAGUGACCGCGCUCCAGUUGGUGGUUUGUCUAAGCUCAAAAUGAUUCUUGCUCGUAACGGGCCAGAUUCUGAUCGAUUACCAACAGCACAUACUUGCUUUAAUGUCAUCCUUCUUCCGGACUACAAGAACAAGAUAAAGCUUAGAGAGCGAUUACUGAAAGCAAUAAAGUAUUCCAAGGGUUUUGGCAUGCUUUAAUGAAUUUUUCUUGGUUUUUCCUCAUUAAGUUUGUUCCAAGUAGCGCUAUGCACUGUACAUAUAAAUGUAUUGCCUGGUAUUUACAUGCAUUAUAAAACAUUAUUCUUGUACGGCUUAUGCUUAUACAAACCUACAACACAGUUUCAAUGUUUUUGGAAGUUACUGUUUGCAUUUGAUUUUUCUAUAAUGCAUUGUAUUUAUUACAUAAAGCUUAGCAAAUGAAUAAAACACUAGCAAUUCAGUUUAUUAAUUUUUUUUAUAUGUUGUCAUUUUGUGCUUGUAAUUAUUAAACAAUCUAUAUAAAGCUUUACAGUUUUCUUUGCACUGGCAACGAUUACUUGCGCAAAUACACCGUUCUUUGAAAGUUGCA
Molecule: messenger RNA, 3730 nt
Organism: Ciona intestinalis (vase tunicate)
Lineage: Eukaryota; Metazoa; Chordata; Ascidiacea; Phlebobranchia; Cionidae
Source: RefSeq, a predicted model, not a curated record